CCCAUGUGUCACAACUCACUGACACCACACAAAGCCACCCUUAUCACUUGUAUAUACAUAGAGAUAAUUAAGCUGCAUGAAAACAUAAAAAUAGUUCCUCUAGCAGUUCCAUUACCAUAGAAAGAAAAGCAAAAACAAUCUACCAAGCCAUGGCAUCGUCCACUUCCACCAUCACCGCCACCAUGAUCGCCACCUUCUUUCUCCUCCUCCUCCCCAGCUUUUAUGCGGCUGAGAUCCUCACAAACAGGAAAUCUUCUAGUUUACCCAGAUCAGAUGUGGAUCUGUUGGAGUUUCCUUUGAAUUUAGAGUACUUGGAAGCUGAAUUUUUCUUAUGGGGAUCUUUGGGUCGUGGGUUGGAUAGAAUAGCUCCCAACCUUACCCAGGGCGGUCCACCACCUAUCGGCGCCAAGGCUGCCAAAUUGGACCCUCUCACUAGGGAUAUUAUUGUCCAGUUCGCAUUCCAAGAAGUUGGACACUUGAGGGCAAUUAAGAGCACUGUACCAGGGUUCCCAAGGCCAUUGCUGAAUCUAAGCGCAGCAUCAUUUGCAACUGUGAUGGAUAAUGCAUUUGGACGACCAUUGGUGCCACCGUUUGAUCCUUACGCCAAUGAACUAAACUAUCUUCUUGCAUCCUACGUCGUUCCUUACGUUGGACUUACUGGAUAUGUGGGAGCUAAUCCCAAACUCCAAAGUGCUACUGCCAAGAGGCUGGUGGCGGGGCUUUUGGGCGUGGAAUCAGGCCAAGACGCCGUACUGAGAGCACUACUUUACAAGCGAGCAGCCAAGAAGGUAGCACCAUAUGGAAUCACAGUCGCAGAAUUCACCAACAAUAUCUCAAAGCUGAGGAACAAGCUGGGACGCGCAGGUGUGAAAGACGAAGGUCUUAUAGUGAAACCAUUUCAAGGUGCCGAGGGGAGGGUCACAGGCAAUGUUUUAGCCGGCGACCGAUACUCGAUUUCGUUCGACAGAACGCCGGAGGAAAUUCUCCGGAUCGUUUAUGGAGGAGGAGAUGAGAGUGUACCUGGAGGCUUCUACCCUAAGGGAGCUGAUGGUCGAAUUGCCAGAUCACAUUUAAAGGCAAAAAGGACUUAGGCAUUACUAUUGGAAUAAUGUCACUGUACUGUACUGGCCUGUGCCUCUAGAUAAAAAAAUAUGGGUUGUCUUGUCUAUGACAAAUAAUUUGAAUAAUUGUUGUUAUGGGUGCUCUCUGAUGGUCGAGGUCCUUGUAAAUUUGUCCGAAUAAACAAAACUUACUUCGACAGAAGCAUUUCUUGUGCAGCUUCUUCAAAUUUCCGGUGGAUUAUACUUAACGCAGCAGUUUGCUUAUUGGAAAAUGUAUGGAAAUACCAUCAUUCGAUCCUGGUUUUGGCACUCUCCAA
Messenger RNA from Ilex paraguariensis (yerba mate), 1378 nucleotides. The record is from the annotation of a GenBank genome assembly. NCBI's taxonomy places the organism in Eukaryota, Viridiplantae, Streptophyta, Magnoliopsida, Aquifoliales, Aquifoliaceae.